AUGCCUGUUUUCACCGAAUAUUCCGCGGCGUCGCGGGAGCUACGGGUUUUACCCUCUUUCGCACCCCCUCUCCCGCGUCUCUCGCCAGCACUCCCGUUAGAUACAGAGGGAGAGAGAUAUGAAGUUGUAAUUGCGGGUGCUGGACCUGCGGGCCUCAUGCUGGAGCUUUUACUUGCGCGCUACGGUUUGACAGAUGGAUCGCUGCUGUGCGUGGACUCGAAGCCCUCGACUCUGAAGUCCGGCCAGGCAGAUGGUCUGCAGCCACGCACCCUGGAGACGCUGAAGUCCCUUGGCUUAGCUGACGAAAUUUUGACGGAAGGCUGUCAGAUGUGGCAGGUCGCGUUCUGGAAUCCUUCGUCCGACCCUGAGAAGAUCAUCGAGCGCACCGCAAUUGUACCCGAUGUUGCUGUCCCAGCGCGGUAUCCGCACGAAGUCACCAUUCACCAAGGACGCAUCGAACGAAUUCUGGAAACAAAUCUGCUGCGCUAUUCUAAACGGGGUGUCCAGCGCAACUCGAAGCUCGUUGGUGCGAAAAUUGACGAACAAGGGGACGCGGAAUUCCCGGUUGUGGCAGAGAUUGAGACGGAAGGACACCGUCGAAUCGUUCGCUCGAAGUAUCUUGUCGGAGCGGAUGGCGCACACUCUGUCGUUCGACAGUCCAUGGGCCUCAAGCUCGAGGGCGAGUCGCUCGAUCAUAUCUGGGGCGUAGUUGACCUGGUGGUCGAUACGGACUUCCCUGAUAUUAGACGGCGCACGGCUAUACACUCGCCGGUGGGGUCGGUGAUGGUAAUUCCGCGCGAGCGCAUCGCAACGGGGGAUUAUCUUACCCGGCUGUAUGUGCAGGUGCCUGGUGAGAUUGACCCGGAGGCUCAGCAGGAUGGAACUAGCGCGCGGGUAUCUGCGGGAACAGAUGCUCGGACCAGAAGAAGCAAGGUUACAGAGAAGACUAUUUUCGAAAACGUGGCCGCGGCUUUUCAACCGUAUUACAUCCGACCGAAGACAGGAGGUGCGGUAGAUUGGUGGGCCGCAUAUCAAAUUGGCCAGCGUGUUACGGAUCGCUUUUCUGUUCGAGACUCCAAGGGUGUCAAUCGAGUAUUUAUUGCAGGUGAUGCUUGCCAUACCCACAGUCCAAAGGCUGGUCAAGGAAUGAAUGUGUCCAUGAUGGAUUCAUACAACCUGGCUUGGAAGCUUGCAUAUUCCAUUCACGGAUUGACGCCCCCGGGGUCUGCACAAAACCCGGACCCACUACUAGGCACGUAUCAUACGGAACGCCAUACAGUCGCUCAACAGCUCAUUGAUUUCGACCGAGAUUUUUCCUCCAUGUUCUCCGGGAAAAUCGGCGUUGCAGAGGAUGGCGCUAGCGGACUGACGCACGAGGAAUUCCUCAAUGUAUUUAGCCAAGGCAACGGCUUUACCAGCGGCUGCGGGAUAGAAUAUCCUGAAAAUUUAGCAGUUGUGAGGGAGUUGGGCGCCAAUACCAAUCCCAUCAGCGGGACAGACUAUCUAUCUGGGAUAUUGCGACCGGGGAGGAGGUUGUUAAACGUUCGCGCUAUUAGGCAUGCAGAUGGCUAUAGGCGCGACUUGCAAGAUGACUUUUUGUCCACUGGCAGGUUCCGUAUACUCUGCUUGACUUCACAAGAUCUACUCAAUUCUCAAGGUGUAUCCGCCCAAACACUGCGCAGUCUCGGUUCAGUCAUACAACAAUUCCCGCCUGUGAUCGAGCAGAUCGUCGUUCACCCAAAGCUAGAGAAAGAUUUCAUGUGGCAUGAUAUCCCGCAUGAAGUCAAGCAACACUCAGAGAUGUCUUUCUAUAGCGGAUACGAGCUGGACGAUGUGUACGGCAUUUUCGGGGUUAAUCCAACUGAAGGCGCAUUAGCUGCGGUUCGCCCCGAUGGCUAUGUGGGAGUAACAGCGGCUUUGCAUGAUGUUUCUCGGGUCCAGGAAUAUCUCGAAAGGCUUAUCCGAAAGUUGUAA
Penicillium chermesinum is the source of this 1974-nucleotide messenger RNA. RefSeq names its product putative phenol monooxygenase. The record is from RefSeq and is a predicted model, not a curated record. The transcript is spliced from 5 exons. Gene Ontology annotation, molecular function: FAD binding. The coding region runs from base 1 to 1974 and encodes 657 amino acids. Lineage: Eukaryota; Fungi; Ascomycota; Eurotiomycetes; Eurotiales; Aspergillaceae.